This is a messenger RNA of Carcharodon carcharias (great white shark), 4343 nucleotides long. It is a transcript of the gene emp2, whose product is annotated as epithelial membrane protein 2. Gene Ontology annotation, cellular component: plasma membrane. NCBI's taxonomy places the organism in Eukaryota, Metazoa, Chordata, Chondrichthyes, Lamniformes, Lamnidae. The transcript is spliced from 5 exons. Bases 247 to 726 code for a protein of 159 amino acids. The record is from RefSeq and is a predicted model, not a curated record.
GGGCUAGUUGGGAAAGCCUUGUGCGGUUGUAAUUCACAAAUGAUAUUGACUCACCGCGCCCUGUAAACUGACAUCACAGGGAGACGCCUCAGAAGUUGGACUUUCAAAACACACAUCUUCAAAAAUCCCACAAUCACAGCCUUUGCUCAGACCUCGGUGACGCUUGGACUUUCUCUCUCGAUACAUCGUCAAACCCUGGUAGUUUGGAAAAUUUCAGUCUGAGACACGUAUAAGCACUUUAUCGUGAUGCUCGUGCUUCUGGGAUUUAUUCUUGUCUUUCAUGUUGCAACAGCAGCCCUGCUGUUCAUCGCCACAAUAGAUAAUGCCUGGUGGAAAAUUGGUAGCAGCAGCACUGAUAUAUGGCAGGCCUGCUACUCCAAUGGAUCUGACUGUAACAAAAACAUUGAGGAUUAUGGAGACUGCAUCAAGGCAAUCCAGGCGACAAUGUGUCUGUCGGUGAUCUUUUGCUGCAUUUCAUUCAUUGUGUUUGUUGUCCAACUGUUCCGACUACAGAAGGGACAAAGGUUUUUCAUUGCUGGAAGUCUGCAACUGCUUUCUAGUCUCAGUGUAAUGAUUGCAGCUUCCAUUUAUACAAGCCAGGAAGCAAACUUCCAUAAAAAUAUGCCUUCAGGAGAAUACGGAUACUCUUAUAUUCUAGCUUGGAUCUCUUUUGCUUUUACUCUGAUCAGUGGUGUGAUGUACAUUGUUUUACGAAAACGUAAAUAAAAGAUCUAAAUCCUUCUGUAUGCAUCACUGCAGAAAAAUGGUUUCUGAAUGAAUAGCUUCAAUCUUCUGCACAGUGACUGUCACAUGAAGCAAAAAUAUCAUACAAUAGUUAAUUUUACACUUUAUGAAGCCUUUCUUGCAAUUUCUUUAAAGCCAGUUUGGUGCAGUUUUUACAAAAAAUAUUCACAUUUGUCUACAUUAAGGUACAAUUUUUUUGUUGUCAAAUGAUGAGCACUUUUUUUGUAUUAUCCUACAGCUAUUCAGCUUGUCUGUUCAUGUUCACAGAGCAGGUGGUUUAAGCACUUCAAUCUCCACCAAAAUGAGCUGUGUUUAGUUCAUGAGAUGCUUUUUAAACUGGCGACUUUAUUCUCCAUCUCAGAUGAAGCCUUUCCCAAAGUCAGCUUAUUUUAUCUAUGAUUCAGAGUUUAAUUUUCCAAAACAUUAUUUUGCAUAUACAAAUUGAAACUAUAUAUCAAAAUCAUUUAGGUUAAAAUAUUCUGAAAAGUGGCAGUAAGUCUUAAUAUGGUCCUUUAUCCAGAGAAGUACAUUAUUGAUGUUUGUCUAUAAGCCAGAGAACGGUACCAUAGUGUCCACUGCGAAGCCAUAUUUUCUUCAAUGCUGCAUUAAUAAUGUAGCUGUGUUGUAACAAUGUAUUCAGAUGAAACAACUAAUACUUUGUACAGUUAGUGAAUUGUGUGAAUUUGGUUUAAAUUAUCCAAACCAAGAAUAAUUUAAAAAAAAAUACAAUUUUAAGGUACAUUUUUAAAAAAUUCAUUUUUGGAAGCUCAUAACUUGUGUAGUACCAAGCCUAUAUAUGUCAGGAGCAGCAUAUUCUUUACCAUGUCACUGAAUCUAACAUGUAAAUAUACCCACCUUAGUUGGUGGCAUUGGGUGUCAGGGAACUGAAGGUGUUGGGUUUCAAAAAAUUCAAAAUUCAGAUUCAAAUAGGAUCCAAGUUUUUGAUUAGAUAUAAUUUGCAAGAUUUUCAAUAAUUUUCUAUCGGUCAAGUACAUGGAUAUAAUUACACUGAUAUAUCAGAGAAUCGAGAGUGAAAUCAUUAGCCCCCAUAAAUUAUUAAAUUUAUCUUUUUAAAUAUGGUCUAGUCUUGAAAGCAAAAUCUAAAACAAAUGCUUAUUAGUCUCCAAUGAUGUCAGGGCUUGUUCAUAUAUUUUAUUUAUUAACAUAAUAUAAACCAUCUAAAGUGUAAACUGCUGGAAACGGGCAUGAUUUCCUGAGUACUUUUUCAUUCUAAAGCAGAGCAGCUGCUAACUGAUAAAAUAAUAGGUUUGUUUCAGAUCAAACUGAUAUUUUUGGCUUGAUACAAGCACAAGUAGGUGCCCCUUUCUUGCAAGCACCACCAGAAUUUUUUUUUAUAUAUUGCCCUUCUGAGAUUCAUGCCACCAAACUAAUUAAAAGCUUCAUGUUCUUGCUGUGCUGAUGUGGUUGGCAAUCUGAGACUCGACUCUUGAUCUUUUUGAGCUCGGGUGAAACUUUGUUUUAUGUACUUACCUACUGAAAAUCAUGUCUCCAGCAUUACCUAAUUCUCAGUCAUAGAUUUUCUGCCACUAGAUGUCACUUAACUAUAGUGUAAAAUUUAUAAGAUUACUGAUCAGACUUCUUCAAAUCCAUCAUUGCGAAUGAAGUACUGAAACUCUGCCAGCACAGUUUUUCCCUAUUUUUGAACUAAAGCAAAGAGAUUUUCCCAGAAACUAAGAAAUUCUUGACUUGAGAAAAUUACUACCUUUGCUUUUGUAGGAAGCAGAAAACACUGUUGAGAAAUACUUGAAUUCAGCAUUUGAGAGUUUGUCAAGUUCAUUUUGCUAGGUUUUUUCCCCAUCAGAAGCACAUUGUGAUUGCAAAGGCUCUUAAGUCUAAAUAAGAGAACUAAUUUCACCUUGUUAGAUUACACUCAAGAUGUUGAUAUUUUUUCCUGUACCUAUUUGAUAAUUAGAGAGCAAGCAUCAACAUAACAGAAAACAAGAUAAUUGCACUGAAACUUAGCAUUCAACUUCCAGGCAAAGGUGUGUGUUUUAUCUCUCAAAAGACUUUUAGCCCAGAAGUGAAUUUUACUUCGAGAUAUCAAAUUUUAACUUUUAAAUAAACCCAUUAGCUUGCACAUAGGAAAUGCCACUACAGGUUCAACUCAAGAACUGUGACUGCCAAUGCAAUACUGUAGAAUGGUUGAGACAUAUGCUAGUGACUUCUAGUGGCAGCAGGAUGGUACUGUCAAAUGACUUGUUAAUAAAUAGCUUGGUAUUUCUGAUUUUCUUAAAUCUACUGCCUAGCAAAAUGUGGUUUUAUAUUGUUUUGCAAGCGUUAAUAGUUAUAGCGACCAACCAUUUGCUUCCUUUCAUAUAAAAUAUUGCGGGGGGGGGGUACAUCUUUUUCAGUAUGUGACCAAUGGAAACAGGGAAAUUGGUAAAUUAUUUACUGUUGUACAGUUAAAUAAGGUCAGGGAAGGCACCACAGACUUUCAUAAAGAAGGAUCAAAUAUAAAAAAAUGGUCUAUCUUGCAAGUGGAUUUCAUUGCAUAAGCAAUGAAGUAGGAGUACAAAAUAAAAACAAAAAUAAAAAUACCUGGAAAAACUCAGCAGGUCUGACAGCAACUGCAGAGAGGAAUACAGUAGGAGUACAAGUGUUUUUCUGCUAAUCAGUCACUAUUUAAUGACAUUUACACAGGCUCCAAACAAAAUUUGAAAAGUUCCACUUGCAAGAGAUUUUACCCAGGUGGUGUUUCUUCAGAGCUUAGAACCAAAGAUGAUAUAAUACUCAGCUAGCAUUGAAGCUGGCCUUUUUCCAUUAUUUUAUCUUAAGGUAUUGUUUUUUAUAACCAAAAUGUAUUUAUUGCAUGCCAACUCAUUGUUAAUGCUUUUUAAUCUAACCCAGUGAAGUAUUCUAUCAUUUGAUACCUGGUUUAUAAUAAAUAUAGUUUUAUCUAAUGCAAUGUCAUACGGUACGUUAUCCUUUCUCUGCCUAAAUCAUCAGCCACAGACGGGAAUCAAAACUAUUGAGGAUUAGAGAGGGUGAGACAUUACAUUUUUCUAAGUACAUUUGUGGUUUAAUGAACACACUGCAUGCAUUUUAAUGACUAACAUUUGGCCAUUGCCCCUAGGUCAAGUUAGUUUCUGCCAUUUAAUUUAUAUUUAACACACCUUGAUUUGAAUCUACAUCCAGACAAAUCUGAUUCUUACAGUGGAAAUAAUCAUAUGCUUGUCAACUUUAUCAGAUGAAAUAUUCCAGUAUAAAAAUUAGAUGAAAUCAUGAUCUCAUCUAUAGACCACCAGUGCAACUAUCCUUAAGUAAAUUUAUGGUCAUCCAGGAUCCUAUUUCUUAACUGGUAAAUUAGGAGGUUAACAUGAGCUUCAUUUAGGGAUUUAUUCCUUUGGAUGUUAUCUACAAUAUUGAUUAAUUUUUAGUCACAUUUAGAAAAUACUGUAAACUCUUCUAUUGAUAAAUGCUUUUGGCACUACCUGGUCUCUUUCUCCUGGCAUUUUUGUUUAGUUUUGAUCUCAUGAUUCAACAUCUGUGUAAUAAGGGCUGUGUGUAAUGAAAUCUAAAAUAUAAGAAAUGAUUAAUUCUGUAUUUUGUAUUAUGUAAUAAAGUACCUACCUAGCAAA